Molecule: messenger RNA, 576 nt
Organism: Lathyrus sativus (Indian pea)
Lineage: Eukaryota; Viridiplantae; Streptophyta; Magnoliopsida; Fabales; Fabaceae
Source: the annotation of a GenBank genome assembly
AUGUACGAAGAAGUCGAACCUUUUGGGGAUAUAGACGAGGUGGUAAUUCUUAACAAAAGAGAUGUUAGAGGCAAGAGAUACGACUUUGUUAGGUUUUUCAAUGUUGAGAAUGUAAGAAUUUUGGCUAUGAAAUUGGAAAAUAUAUUCAUAGGUAAGAAGAAGCUCUUCGUCAACAUACCUCGUUUUCAAAGAAAACAAGGUGGUGGACCUAUCAGAGAGAAAGCAAGGGAUAGGGAAGAUGCUUAUGACAAGCGGGAGUUUUCAAUCAAAACCAUAUUUGGAGAACAUCGAUCAUACACUAACGUUGUUAACAAUAAUUUCAUAAAUGUAACGCAUGAAGAGAAGGCCAAACUGAUCUUUGCACACGUUGAAUACAACAUCAGAGAUUUCGAAUUGGAGAUAUUUAAGAAAAUGUAUAUUGGAAUUGUGGAGAAUGUUGGAUUGUCUUAUAGCAUGCAAGAUAUCUUUAAUGCAGAAAGGUAUUUUUCCAUUCAUGUAACACCUUUGGGAGAAAAUAUGUGUCUGCUAGAGGAUAGAGAUGAAGGUGAAAUGGAAGCUUUAUUAGCGGAAAGGUGA